Molecule: messenger RNA, 1400 nt
Organism: Gambusia affinis (western mosquitofish)
Lineage: Eukaryota; Metazoa; Chordata; Actinopteri; Cyprinodontiformes; Poeciliidae
Product: otolith matrix protein
Exons: 10
Coding region: 151-1269 (372 amino acids)
Biological process (GO): iron ion transport
Cellular component (GO): early endosome; plasma membrane; recycling endosome
Source: RefSeq, a predicted model, not a curated record
GCCAGGUGACCUGAGCUGCUGCGAUGACAUGAGCCAACCAAAACGGUGUCUAUGGGGCUUAAAUCUUAGUGGAUAAUUGGAUGAAGAAACACUACACCACUAUCGAGAGAUGGAGAAUCAUUCUGCAGCCAGUUUCAGACCAGAGUUGACAUGGAGAGAAGAUUCGCUGUGACUUUCCUGCUUUCGCUGCCUCUUCUGAGCGUCGACUGCGUCUCCCAUCAGAAAACUACAGUUUCCUGGUGUGUGCUGUCGGACGCCGAGGAGCAGAAGUGCCUGGAUUUAGCCGGGAAUGCCACGGCCAGGAACGUGAGGGGAUCGCUGAUGUGUGUCCGCGGCCUGAGCACCAGAGACUGCAUGGAGAAAAUCAAGAACGGCACAGCAGAUGCAGCUUCGAUGUUUGCAGAUGAUAUCUACGCUGCGGGUCUCUGCCACGGCCUGGAACUUGCAGCAGGAGAGUCUCAUAAUGGAGUAGACGGAAUCGGCUACUACGUGGUGGCAAUGGCCCGGCGCUCCUCUUCAGACCUGUCCUUGCUGGAGAUGCAUGAGCGCAGCUCCUGUCACCCCGGCGUCCGUACCACGGUGGGCUGGACGGUUCCCAUCGGCUACUUGGUUAACACAUCCCAAAUCAGCGUAGGAGAGCAGUGCAAUUUCCCCAAAGCGGUGGGGAACUUCUUUGGUUACAGCUGUGUGCCCGGCAUUAAGGAUCCUCUGCAUGAUCCCAGAGGCAACAACCCGAAGAACCUCUGUGAGGCAUGUAUAGGAGACGAGAACGACAGACACAUCUGUGCCAACAAUCACAGGGAGAGACAUUACGGAGAGGCAGGAGCCCUGAGGUGUGUUGCUGAGAACCUCGGUGAUGUUGCGUUUGUCAAACACACAACAGUCUUCGACAAUUCGGAUGGCAAGAAUCAGGAAUCCUGGGCCUUGGACUUGGAGCUGGAGGACCUCAAGCUGCUGUGUCCAGAUGGGACAGAGGCAGGUCUGGAUGAGUAUCUGCGAUGCCACCUGUCAGCCGUCCCCGCCAACGGCGUUGUGGUGCGCGUGGAGGAUAAGUGCCGCGUCUGGAAAUACCUGGAGCGUUUACAGAAUGUGUUUGGCAACGCCACCGAGGGCUUCAGCCUGUUCAGCUCGGCAGGCUACGGCCAAUCCGAUCUGCUGUUCAGUGACGCUACCCACCACCUGCAGAGAGUUCUGGGUAGUUACACCUCUUGGCUGGGCCCCAGUUACACCACCAUACUGCAGGCCUUCGAGUGUGAGGGCUUCUGCUGAUGGAAGAGGGGGAAGAUACCCAGCGCAUCAACUUCCACCCCAUCCUGCUGUCUCCAUGCUAGUGUUCUGCCUUCCCGCCCUGCCAUCUGUGUCCCUCUGCUUUAACACCAUUUAAAAAAAAUUUUUCUAUU